Messenger RNA from Haplochromis burtoni (Burton's mouthbrooder), 613 nucleotides. RefSeq names its product cystatin-SA. Lineage: Eukaryota; Metazoa; Chordata; Actinopteri; Cichliformes; Cichlidae. Gene Ontology annotation, molecular function: cysteine-type endopeptidase inhibitor activity. The transcript has 3 exons. Bases 153 to 563 code for a protein of 136 amino acids. The record is from RefSeq and is a predicted model, not a curated record.
UCUACUGUUCUGAGUGGCGCGUGUCUCUUUUACGUUCAGUUAAUCAGCAGAUUGGACGCAGGUGUGCGUUUACCGAGCAAGUUUUAACCCGGCAUAUAAUGCGAAGUUAGACACUCAGAGCCGAGACUUUCUAUUAUAAACUUUGGACCCACAUGUUUUCAUUCAGGAUGUUUGCCUGGUUUUUUGUUUUUGUUUGUGCUUCGGCCGCCGAACAAACCAUGACCGGGGAGCCCCGACGUGUUCCGGUUAACGACACCAGGGUUUUGACGGCAGCUCACUUUGCUGUGGCUGAAUUCAACAAAGUCAACGCAGGAGAGAUGUUCGCUUAUAAAACCGUGGCGAUAACAUCGGCUAAAAUUCAGGUAGUUGCGGGAAUAAAGUACAUUCUGGACAUGCUGCUGGGGCAGACUGUGUGCAGCAGAAACCACGCUGCUGCGGACAGCGAGCCAUGUGCUUUCCAGUCUAGACGCAAGGAGUACCAGUGCCACUUCGUCGUUGUAGAAGUCCCCUGGGAGAAAUCACGUGUUCUCUCUAAAAAUGAGUGCCACCAAAAUAAAAGCUAAUACACUCAUACUGUCACUUUUGGUGUUUCCAAGUAAAGAGUUAUCAGUGA